GCACGUUAACACCAACACAAAUUCAAAUGUCACGAUAGUAUGGAGUUGAGGCUACGGAGACGAGUAAACGAGAGUGGCACGAUAGCCGUUUGCCUGUACGGACGGCGGAAUUGUCGGGCUUUAGUCGGUGAAAACACACACUUUUCGAACAGUUUUCAGAUUGUUGGAGAUUGUUUCGUACCCCCACCUCUGGAUGCGCGAAACAGAUUGGGAUUUCGAGGGAUUUCGACGGAUUUGAAGGUGUUGGGGACUUAUUUUUCAGGAGGACUGGGGACUGGGGAGGUUUUGGAGUUUUUGGGGAUUAUUGUGGAGAAAGUGAUUGUUCAGUGGUUAAGGGGGCUUUCAUCGUUGGUUGCUGAUUUUCGCGCAACGAUGGAUGCCGAGGUUGCACCCGGGGAUGGGGAUGAUGGAGUCGAGGAGAUCGAAGACUCCCCUGGAGCCCCUGAAAAUACAUUCGACAUGACUCUCGCCACUUCGCACUCAUAUCUAGGUAACGAUCUCGAAGUUUUACGAGGCAGAACUCUCCUGGACAACGGAAUUUACGUGGAUCUGCCGCUUCUCGCGGAAAAAUCGGUAGUUCUCUUCCCAGGACAGACACUACCGAUAAUGGAAUAUGAUAUCAGAACGAUUGAGAUGUUGAGGAAAUGCAUAAAAAAAGACAGGACAUUUGGUGUCGCCUGCUUGAGGUAUGAUCGAGGAUUUCCCAUCGGUACAACUGCCGAAAUUUACGAAUAUUCCGAGAACACGGGAUCCGAUGGGGUCCGGGUCAAAGCCAAAGGCAGGCAGAGGUUCAGGAUUCUCCGAAUACGAAGUUCAUCAGGACGGAUUUCCGCAGACGUAAAAAUUCUACCUGAGACGGAACUGAGUCCGCCCUUCCACGAAGACCGUCUGGCGUGUCUGGAUCGUCUCCGGGUAAUUCCCAAGAAUGAAAAGGACGCAAAAGAUCAGGACAAAGUGGCUAAACUGGAGUCAGUACUGACACCGUGGCCAGCAUGGGUCUAUCACCAGUACAAUCCCCGUCGUCUGGCGAUGAAAAUCCAUCACUACCUGCGUUUCGUGCGUUCCAGGGGCAUCAACAUACCCUCUGACCCCACGGAGUUAUCCUUCUGGGUCGCACAGAAUCUCAUAAUGAAGGACAAAGUGAAAAUUUCACUCCUGGAGAUGGAUUGCGCCAUUCAGAGGCUUCAGGUCGAGGCUAAAUUACUCGCAAAACUCCAGGAGAAGUUGUUCGUCUGUUCGGAUUGUCGGACGGUUAUUGCAAAACAGGCGGACGUCUUCCCCAUGAAUACUGAGGGCAUCCAGAGUGCGUAUUGCAAUCCUGCUGGGGCUAUUCAUGAAACUGUGACACUCCAUCGAGCUCGGGAACUCGUACUCAGGCCUGAUCCACCGUCUACUGAGUGCAGUUGGUUCCCUGGAUACGCAUGGACAAUCGCCAAUUGUGCGCACUGUGGGUACCACAAGGGCUGGAAAUUCACAGCAACGCGAUCGGACUUGACUCCAAAAUCCUUCUGGGGUCUCACCCGAGCUGGACUCGUCUGGGGAGACUCGGAACUACCCGACGACGAGGACGACGAAGAAGACUGCGACGACUCCUCUGGAAUUUUCGAUCUCGAGGGGGGAUAACACAUUAACUUACCUUUCCUAUUUUUGUCACGAGACAAUAAUCUUUAAAAAAAUGCCGCCUUUCUCGGAUUGAAUCGAUUCAUUCCCUCCCUCAAUCCACAUUACUGUGGAUUCUCAUAAUUUCCAAAAUCAUGGAGAUCUGAUGAGACAAAUUUUCAUAAUCAUCACAUUUGGAAAAUUGACAGGUCAAUUGGCAAAAUGCAGUGGUUUAAUUCCGAUCCUGAA
Fopius arisanus is the source of this 1848-nucleotide messenger RNA. RefSeq names its product ohgata (gene ohgt). The record is from RefSeq and is a predicted model, not a curated record. The coding region runs from base 40 to 1623 and encodes 527 amino acids. Gene Ontology annotation, biological process: protein ubiquitination. NCBI's taxonomy places the organism in Eukaryota, Metazoa, Arthropoda, Insecta, Hymenoptera, Braconidae. Gene Ontology annotation, cellular component: Cul4A-RING E3 ubiquitin ligase complex. The transcript is spliced from 6 exons.